Ceratitis capitata (Mediterranean fruit fly) is the source of this 1188-nucleotide messenger RNA. RefSeq names its product group XIIB secretory phospholipase A2-like protein (gene GXIVsPLA2). Bases 116 to 826 code for a protein of 236 amino acids. The record is from RefSeq and is a predicted model, not a curated record. Gene Ontology annotation, biological process: lipid catabolic process; arachidonate secretion; phospholipid metabolic process. Gene Ontology annotation, molecular function: calcium ion binding; A2-type glycerophospholipase activity. The transcript is spliced from 2 exons. NCBI's taxonomy places the organism in Eukaryota, Metazoa, Arthropoda, Insecta, Diptera, Tephritidae. Gene Ontology annotation, cellular component: extracellular region.
CCUUUCAUCAGUGUUUUCUUGGCCACAUUUGAAGAGCAUAUUUUAGCAAAUUGUUAUUACAAGUUUUUUUUUUUAUAUUUCAUCAGUGAUUCGUGUAAAUAUUUAGCUGUAGAGAAUGCAUUUUCCGUAUAUGAAAAUUGCCAUCUACGUGCUGACAUUUCUCACCUAUGCCUACUCCGGCUAUGGCUCCAGCACAUUGGUACAUUUACGAGACGCUAUCAUAGCAGCGGAAGCAAUAUUUGGUGAUGUAUUCAAGAAUUUGGUGACUGUUGUAAGGAAGUUUCGUACAGUGCAUGAAGUAUUCGACGCAGCAGUGGAGGAGAAUUGUAUUUAUCAAUGUCUUGGACCGGAUGGCAAACCAAUAGAUGUACGACCCGUCCAGAAUAAGCUGUAUACACCAACCGCCGAUGGCUGUGGCUCACUUGGACUGCGCAUCAACACCGAAUAUUUGCCUGCCGUCGAAAUGGAACAUUGCUGCAAUGAGCACGACAUUUGCUAUGACACUUGCAACAGUAAUAAAGAUUUAUGUGAUUUAGAUUUUAAACGUUGUCUUUACAAAUAUUGUGACACCAUUGACAAAUCCAUUGGUACUGAAUAUCUUAUUACGGGUUGUAAAGCUGCUGCGAAAGUGCUCUUCACAGGCACUUUAACGUUGGGCUGUAAAUCGUAUUUGGAUUCACAGAAACGUACGUGUUAUUGUGCGCCGCCUAAACAGUCCAAAGAAGAAAAUCGUGGGUAUAACGGUUAUAAAAAUGGUAAUGGUGAUAAAUACUAUAAACAGGGGAAAAAACAAAAAUACGGUUGGAAGGAUGCGGGUGAUAUGUAGUGAGGAUAUUCACAUGGGAAAUUGUAUUUAGCGAUUUUUUUUGUUAAUUGUCUUAAAGCACAGUCAUUUAUAUUAAAUACAAUGUUUGUAUGUAACAAAUGUAUGCACAUGUGUGUACAAUUUUAACAGCAAUAUUAUAUACAAGUAUUUUGGAUGUUUAGAAUUUAUAUGUAUAGAGAGAGAGACAUCCCUAGCCAAAGCAGUUUUCUAGAAAUUUAAGAUUUUUAUGUAUAUGUAUAUAUUUUAUUGAUAGAAUGCUACAUACUAACAUGAAACAUGUAUUUACGCACACGACUGUAUUAACAGCUCAAACCAACGAACUUGACCAAAGUAAGAUUAAAAUCCAAAUUAAACUAAAAAAA